AUGAGUGCAACAGCAGCGCAAUGUAGCGAUACAACAAAUUCGACUUCUGAAGGUGAUGACGUUUACAUGUUUCAUGCAGCUCGACAAAAUGGUCGACGGAAUGCAUUACCAGAUCUGGGAGCACAGUUUACUCCACCUGAAACUACAAUAGGGAGCUGUGACGUUGAUCAAAUUACGCCACACUUUCAAACCAUGCUCAUUAAGCCAUAA
This is a messenger RNA of Rotaria socialis, 210 nucleotides long. Lineage: Eukaryota; Metazoa; Rotifera; Eurotatoria; Philodinida; Philodinidae. The record is from the annotation of a GenBank genome assembly.